AUUGGUUUUGAAUCAUAAUGGUUAACUGAGUUAGCUAAGUUUCAUUUAUUUUUUAGAAUGGAAUGUCUAAAUUUUUAACUUUAAAAAAAAUUUCAUAUUAACUUGUGUACUCAUUCAGCCAUGCGAGUCGAGAUUUGUAUAACUAAUAAUUGAUUAAACUGACUUAAAUAUGAGUGUUGUUCCCCUGCCAAUUAGUAGUCCAGUUGCUAAGGAAUGGCUUUUGAAAAGAAAAGAAAAUAUUCGGCCAUGGGGACAAUUUUUAGAUUUCAAAAUGUUUCAUCUACCUCCUUCUUUUCCCAAAUGUACCAGUCGUGUUGUGCGAAACAUAGAAUAUUUUCAGAGCAAUUACAUUAUUGUGUUCAUAGGACUAAUUGUUUACUGUCUCUUGACCUCUCCUUUACUUUUGAUUGCAAUUGCUGCCCUGUUAGGUGCAUGUUACAUAGUAAAAAUAAGAAGUGAAGCCAAAGAAAUUUCUCUUCUUGGCCAUAAAUUAACGUUAGCUCAUCAGUAUUCUUUAGUUUCCAUUGCUGCUUUUCCUCUAUUUUAUCUGGCUGGAGCUGGUCAGGUUGUGUUUUGGAUUUUAGGAGCUUCCUUUUUCAUAAUAAUGCUACAUGCUACAUUGUAUGCAAUCGAACAAAGUCCUAAAGAUGAAGACAGCUUUGAUCUUCAUAUGGCUCCUGUUUAAAAUGCGUUAAUUGUUUUACUUACACUAAUUUUUAGAACAAUAUGCAGUUGCUUCAUACUUAAUGCAAUUUUUCCUAGAUGACCAAAUUUUUUGCAGGGGCCUCCUUUUUCUUAAUCAUGCUGCAUGCCACUUUGUACGAUUAUGAAAGGACUUCUGAAGAUGCUGAUCUCAAAGCACUUGUGGAAACAGUAUAAAUUUUUGUAUUACUUUAAAUUUGCAUUUAGAUUGGUUUUGGGUUUGAUAAGCACCAGUUUUAAUUUAUUUAUUUAUUGAGUAGUAUUUAUAUUGUACAUAACUUGCCAUAUCGUUUUGUAAAUGAACUCUUUUAUGAAUCAAAAAUAAUGACUUUAAAAAAUGUGAUAUUUCUUGUUCUCUUUUUAUAAACUGUAUUUUAUUUGUUGUUGAAUGGAAUAAAAACAU
Uloborus diversus is the source of this 1105-nucleotide messenger RNA. Its product is annotated as prenylated Rab acceptor protein 1-like. The transcript has 5 exons. Bases 170 to 685 code for a protein of 171 amino acids. The record is from RefSeq and is a predicted model, not a curated record. Lineage: Eukaryota; Metazoa; Arthropoda; Arachnida; Araneae; Uloboridae. Gene Ontology annotation, cellular component: Golgi apparatus.